UCCAUGGACUGUACCUAAGCAAUGAAUAUGAGAUAAACUAGAUAGAUUGUAUUGAUGUGUGAUGGCAACUCUUAUGCACUUGAAUCCUCCCCAGGCCUUUCGUUCUCAUUCGAGGCCAAGGAGAUGGGGACGACCCAUUUCUUACCACAAUGCAGCUCUUGUCAAAUUCACAUCCCCGAAAUGUUGCGCACCGGGAAAUCAAUCUCAAUCAGAGCAGCAAGAGCAAGAGAAGAUUAGUAGCAAUGGGGAAAAGAAAGAGAGUAGGCAAAGAAUGCAAGCAGACUCCACAGACUGGAUUGCCUCUUCUUUAACAAGGAGGUUUGGCCUCGGGGCAGGUCUCGCCUGGUUCGGCAUUCUGGCUUUUGGUGUCGUCUCCGAGCAAAUUAAAACCCGCCUUGAGGUUUCUCAGGAGCAACAAAAUAUCAGAGAUGUGGAGAGCACCCAAGAAGUGAUACUUCCUAAUGGGAUCAAAUAUGUGGAUCUCCGUAUAGGUGGAGGUCCUUCACCCAGAACAGGAGAUUUGGUUGUGAUCAGUUUGCAAGGGAAAAUCAAAAGCACUGGAUAUGUGUUUGUGGACACAUUUUCAGGCCGCAAGAGCUCUCUGGCCUUUCUGUUUGGUAUUAGGCCUUACACUAAAGGUAUAUGUGAGGGGCUUGAGUAUGCAAUAAAAACAAUGAAAACUGGUGGAAAGAGAAGAGCUGUAAUCCCCCCUGAACGUGGAUUUGGGAAGACAGGUGCAUAUUUGGAUGGGGAUAUUUUGAUACCACCAGAAGCCACCCUGGAAUACGUAGUUGAACUUCAGAAAGUUUCAAUUCCACCUUCUUAAUUUGCAGAAAGAAGAUUUUUCUGCUUCAAGUCCUUAUCCUUAAAAAUAGCUCUGGUAGCAUCUAUAUGGAAAUGCGUGCAUCAACAAAAUCAUAUUUCUACUCCCCCAAAGAUGUGAUUGCAUUUGAUAAAUUAAUAGGGGUUCAGAUUUUGUCUCCCAUUUUAUCAUAGGUCUUGUAUUUGUACUUAUUUUGAAUUCAAUCUUCUCAUUUGUUUUCUAUUUCAUUGUUUUCUAAUAUCAAUUCUAAUUUAUGGCACUUGUGAAGAGAACUUGGACUAUAAUUGGUACAGUAUUCUUAUUCUAAUACAUAUAUAUUAGCAAUAAAAAAAUUCUAUGCUUUACAAUCCA
Molecule: messenger RNA, 1174 nt
Organism: Cryptomeria japonica (Japanese cedar)
Lineage: Eukaryota; Viridiplantae; Streptophyta; Pinopsida; Cupressales; Cupressaceae
Product: peptidyl-prolyl cis-trans isomerase FKBP17-2, chloroplastic
Exons: 2
Coding region: 62-826 (254 amino acids)
Cellular component (GO): chloroplast
Molecular function (GO): peptidyl-prolyl cis-trans isomerase activity
Source: RefSeq, a predicted model, not a curated record